CCCCAGCUCCUGGAGUCCUGUUAACACCGGAGAAUCUCCGCUUUCAUGCCAAAGAAUAAAAGUUUUAGCCCUCCUGUUUGCCGAGGGUUGUGUCAAGACACCCCUGCCAUGUGCCUGAGCACUGGCAUCAUGCCGGCCGGAGAGCGCAGAACGGUGUCCGUGGGUCAGGGUUAGCCAGCUAGGUCUGGAUUCCACAGGCACAAAAGACACUGGUGUCUUUAAAAGGGGAAAGUCUCUUACCCAGCACAAAAGCAGCCGAGUAAAUGGCUGAGAGCUUGGGAACUAACAACAGCUGCACUUGAAAGGGGAACUGGUGGCAGAGACACGAAGCAGGAGGGGUGAGCCAGUAGCAGUGCUCCUGCACUCACCCCAUGGCAGGUGCCUGCUACUUCCUCUUCCUUGCCAGCUCCUCGCAUCAUCGGCCCCGACUGCGGCUCUGGGACGGCAAUGCCAGCGUCCCUGCCAUAGGGAACCAUACCUUCAUGGGUUAAUCAAAGCACGCCGGUGGCAGGAGAGAGACAACCCGCCCACAUUCUCUGCCUGCAGCUGGAAACGAAACUUAAAGAGUCACAGGGAGCCGCCUCGGGUUACCACAAGCAAGCAGCGUUGGACACGGUCAGCAUGGCUUUCCAGCAGCCUAUUCUGAACCCGAUUGUCCCCUUUUCUGGACCCAUCUUUGGAGGCCUGAGUGAAGGGAAGAUGGUGUUAAUCCAAGGAGUAGUUCAACCCUUCGUGAAAAGUUUUGGGGUGAACCUGCGGUGCGGGAACGGGGACAUCGCCUUCCACUUUAAUCCGCGUUUCAACGAGGGCCGCCCGAUGGUUGUAUGCAACACCGAGCAGAAUGGCAAUUGGGGGGCAGAGGAAAGGACCUACCACGUGCCCUUCCAGCCGGGCAUCUACUUCGAAGUGAUCAUCAACGUCAAGGGCCACUGCUAUCAGGUCUCUGUGAAUGGUCAGCACUUCCUGGAGUACAGACACCGCCUUCCCCUUCAUACUGUCCAGAUCCUGGAGAUCAAAGGGGACGUGACUGUGAACUGCAUCAACUUCACAAGCCCCAGUAGGAAGAAAGUGAAGAACUUCCCAGGACAGGUGCCAGCUGCCUUGAUGGAGAUAAUGAACACGCGGAAGUGCUACCAGGUCUCGGUGAAUGGACUGCGCGUGUUUGACUAUGUCCACCGCCUCCCUGCCAACCAGGUGGACCAGCUACAGAUAGCGGGGGAUGUGACACUCUCCUGUGUGCAGUACUGAUGGCCCCUCCUGGACCACUAAAUUUUCACUAUUUGACUCAUCCUCCACUCCACAGCCCUCUCAUCAUCUUCAUUCAACAGUUCCACUGCCGAGCCUGGAGAUCUCAGCCACCAAAUCUCACAUCAUACAGAAACUUUGAAGUCUCACUACGGGGGUUGGGGGAGGGAAGGGCUUCUCUCAUUGUCUCUUUUUUGGUCUAUAUGCAUUUCUGAUACUGUAGCUUAAAGCAGUGGCUCUCAAUCUUUCCAGACUACUGUACCCCUUUCAGGAGUUUGAUUUGUCUUGUGUAUCACAAGUUUCACCUCGCUUAAAAACUACUUGCUUACAAAUCAGAGAUAAAAAUACAAAAGUGUCACAGCCACACUAUUACUGAUCAAGUGCCGACUUCCUCAUGUUGACUAUGUAAUUAUAAAAUAAAUCAA
This is a messenger RNA of Trachemys scripta elegans, 1670 nucleotides long. Its product is annotated as galectin-9-like. Bases 622 to 1248 code for a protein of 208 amino acids. Gene Ontology annotation, molecular function: carbohydrate binding. Lineage: Eukaryota; Metazoa; Chordata; Testudines; Emydidae. The record is from RefSeq and is a predicted model, not a curated record. The transcript is spliced from 6 exons.